This is a messenger RNA of Arabis nemorensis, 2478 nucleotides long. The record is from the annotation of a GenBank genome assembly. Lineage: Eukaryota; Viridiplantae; Streptophyta; Magnoliopsida; Brassicales; Brassicaceae.
AUGGGAACAAACGAGACAACAUGUUCAGGACCAAUGAAAGCAACCUCUAAUGGAAUUUUUCAAGGAGAGAAUCCUCUGGAUCACGCUUUGCCUCUUCUCAUACUCCAGAUCUGUAUCGUUCUUCUUCUCACUCGUGUUCUUGCUUUCCUCCUCCGUCCUCUCCGGCAGCCACGUGUCAUCGCCGAGAUAGUCGGUGGAAUAUUACUUGGACCAUCAGCACUUGGGAAAAGCUCAAAGUUUCUCAACACAGUUUUCCCACAAAAGAGCCUAACGGUUUUAGACACACUUGCAAACUUAGGACUCAUCUUCUUCCUCUUCCUUGUUGGUCUCGAGCUCGAUCCUAAAUCCCUCAAACGUACCGGGAAAAAAGCUCUCUCGAUCGCUCUAGCCGGAAUCACUCUCCCUUUUAUCUUAGGAAUCGGAACUUCAUUUGCACUACGCAGUACCAUAGCUGAUGGUGCUAGCAAAGCUCCUUUCCUUGUCUUCAUGGGCGUUGCUCUCUCCAUCACCGCUUUUCCGGUCUUGGCUCGAAUACUCGCCGAGAUUAAGCUUCUGACUACUGAUAUUGGCAAGAUUGCUUUGUCUGCUGCUGCAGUCAAUGACAUUGCAGCUUGGAUUCUCCUUGCUCUCGCGGUGGCUCUCUCGGGUGAGGGAAGCUCGCCGCUCACUUCUCUUUGGGUGUUUUUAGCGGGUUGCGGUUUCGUCGUGUUCUGUAUCUUUGUAGUGCAGCCAGGGAUAAAGUGGAUUGCUAAACGUUGCCCUGAGGGAGAACCUGUUAAAGAACUUUACGUGUGUUGCACGUUAGGUAUUGUUCUUGCUGCUAGUUUCGUCACUGACUUGAUUGGGAUCCACGCGUUGUUCGGCGCCUUUGUGAUCGGGGUAAUUUUCCCGAAGGAAGGUAAUUUCGCGAAUUCUUUGGUUGAGAAAGUUGAGGAUCUCGUGUCAGGUCUUUUCUUGCCGCUUUACUUCGUCUCGAGCGGUUUGAAGACAGAUGUGGCGACUAUUCAAGGAGCUAAAUCUUGGGGACUAUUGGUAUUGGUUAUUUUUAAUGCUUGUUUCGGCAAAAUCGUCGGUACAGUCGCUGUUUCACUUUACUGCAAAGUUCCGCUUGACGAAUCUUUAGCACUUGGUUUCUUGAUGAAUACGAAAGGCCUUGUGGAGCUCAUUGUCCUCAACAUUGGUAAAGACAGAGGAGUUUUGAAUGAUCAAGUCUUUGCUAUAAUGGUUCUAAUGGCGAUUUUCACCACGUUCAUGACGACUCCUCUAGUUCUAGCAGUGUACAAACCGGGUAAAUCCUUAACCAAAGGCGAUUACAAGAACCGAACGGUCGAGAAAACCAACCAGUCCAACAAACCGCUCCGUCUCAUGUUCUGUUUUCAAAGCAUAAUGAACAUUCCCACGAUCGUCAACCUCAUCGAAGCAUCCCGAGGCACGAACCGUAAAGAAAAUCUAUCGGUCUACGCAAUGCAUCUCAUGGAGCUUUCGGAAAGAUCAUCAGCUAUACUAAUGGCCCACAAGGUUAGAAAGAACGGUCUUCCUUUCUGGAACAAAGACAAAACCGGGACUGAUUCUUCUCCGGACAUGGUCGUGGUCGCAUUCGAGGCUUUCCGGCGACUCAGUCGUGUCUCAGUGCGUCCCAUGACGGCUAUCUCAGCCAUUGCGACUAUACAUGAAGAUAUAUGCCAAAGCGCAGAACGCAAACGCACGGCUAUGGUAAUUCUUCCGUUUCACAAGCACGUUAGGCUGGACAGGACGUGGGAGACGACUCGGAACGAAUACCGUUGGAUUAACAAGAAGGUUAUGGAGGAAUCUCCAUGCUCGGUAGCGAUUCUGGUUGAUCGUGGGCUUGGUGGCGCGACACGAGUAGCCUCUAGUGAUUUCACGUUGGUUAUAACGGUUCUGUUUUUCGGAGGGAAUGAUGAUCGUGAGGCAUUAGCGUUUGCGGUGCGGAUGGCUGAACAUCCUGGGAUAAGCUUAACCGUUGUUCGGUUUAUUCCUAGCGAGGAAUUUAAACCGGACAAUGUGAAGCUCGAGAUAACCGAAGAUCAUGUCAGUUUAGGUUCAGGGGAAACCAAAUUGACUGAUAUAGAAGCUAUAACCGAACUUAAAGCAAAGAUAAAGGAACAAGAGAGUUCUAUAUCUAAUUCGGAUUCCAAUUCUCGGAUCAAUUUCGAAGAGAAAAUCGUGAAAUGUUACGAGGAGGUUAUUGAAGGUAUCAAAGAAUAUUCUAGAAGCAAUCUUUUCUUGGUGGGGAAGUCACCGGACGGUUCGGUGGCAUCGGCGUUAGACGCGAUAAGAAGCGACACGCCUGAGCUCGGACCUAUUGGGAAUUUGUUAACGUCAAUCGAAAGUGUUUCGACGUCGGCGUCGGUGUUGGUGGUUCAACAGUACAUAGCAAACCGUGAUCCUCCUGUGGUCGGAGUUUCGAAGAACAUUACUAUGGAAGUGUCGCCGGUUGAGGAUUCCGAGAGUUCUUAG